This is a messenger RNA of Trichomycterus rosablanca, 4707 nucleotides long. It is a transcript of the gene eya3, whose product is annotated as EYA transcriptional coactivator and phosphatase 3. Lineage: Eukaryota; Metazoa; Chordata; Actinopteri; Siluriformes; Trichomycteridae. The coding region runs from base 135 to 1910 and encodes 591 amino acids. Gene Ontology annotation, cellular component: nucleus. Gene Ontology annotation, biological process: negative regulation of extrinsic apoptotic signaling pathway in absence of ligand; multicellular organism development; positive regulation of DNA repair. The transcript has 19 exons. The record is from RefSeq and is a predicted model, not a curated record. Gene Ontology annotation, molecular function: protein tyrosine phosphatase activity.
CUAUGACUGAACCGAGUCGUUUUUAUGAUUAGCUUAGCUACCGGCUCCACGCUAACACUUCACAGUCAUGGACGCACACUUGGUGUGAGUUAGCAGACACAUCUGGAUACACGGUGACGUCCUCGCACGCCGUCAUGGAGGAACCACAGGAGACGUCGGAGCUCCCGGCAAAGAAAGCUCGGCAUGAUCCUGAAAUCAGUCAGAAAGAAGAUGCGAGGGCGGAAGCUGCUCGACGGAGAGACAGCAGAGGCGGUGCGGUCGAUUUAGGGUCUGAGGUCAAUACCUACCCUCCACCGUCUACCAAUCGCCGAGAUGCCGGGAGUCAAGAACAGUCGAAUAGCCAAAUAUCAACCAAGAACUGUGACACGGACGCCUCCUAUACCGCUAAAGACGAGACGUGCAAAGAGCUCGGCGGCGCGGAAUCCGAAUUUACCUCGCAGAUCUACCCGGGAAACAACCCUGCAGUUACGGCGUACGACAGCCAGGUGGCGUUCACCUCCCUGAACCAGUCAGCCGCCUUCAACGACAGCUUCACGGGUCAAACCUACGGCCUGCCGCCAUUCGGCGCCAUGUGGCCGGGCGUUAAGAGCGAGCCCAGGCUGCACGACGCGUCCGCCGCCGGCCAGACGCCGUUUCUCAGCUUCAGCACGGCUUACGCUUCGACUCAGCCCCAGCCGGCCCACUUCUCCUACCCCAGCCAAGGUUCCUGCUUCACCACAUCCAGCGUGUACUCCAACAUCCCCACAGCACCCGCCGUCACCACAGCAACCGCUACCCAUCAGGAUUUCUCCAGUUAUAACUCCCUGGGACAGAACCAGUUCUCCCAGUACUACCCGUCCCCUCACAGUUACCUCCCACCUGCGCCACCCAGCAUCGACGGAGACGCGGGAAACGCCGCCACGCCGCCGUACCAAGCUUUGAAGUCCGAGGAUGGCGCCUCCACGGGCGUGCCGAGCACCACGGCAGCGUCUCCAGCCAGCGCCAACCUCCCAGCUGGUGCGGCUCAGGACGCCGCCGCCCAGAGGAACCCCCCCGCCAAGGCUAAAACCAAAGCCAAGAAGACCGACAGCGCCCAGUCUGGUGACAACGACCUGGAGCGGGUCUUCCUGUGGGAUCUGGACGAAACCAUCAUCAUUUUCCACUCCCUCCUCACCGGCUCGUUUGCUCAGAAGUUCGGAAAGGAUCCGGCCACCCUGCUCACUCUGGGUCUGCAGAUGGAGGAGCUGAUCUUCGAGUUAGCGGACACGCAUCUGUUCUUCAACGACCUGGAGGAGUGCGAUCAGGUCCACGUCGAGGACGUCGCUUCCGACGACAACGGACAAGAUCUGAGCAACUACAACUUCGGGAGCGACGGGUUCAACGGGACGGCCGGCGCAGGGGGUCCGGGUUCGACGGCGGGGGUGCAGGGAGGGGUGGACUGGAUGCGCAAGCUGGCCUUCCGAUACCGCCGCCUCAAAGAGAUCUACAACGGAUACAAGGGCAACGUAGGAGCCCUGCUGAGUCCUCUGAAGAGAGAGCUGCUGCUGCGGGUGCGCGGCGACGUGGAGACGGUGACGGACGGCUGGCUCAGCACCGCCAUCAAAGCUCUCCUGCUCAUUCAGUCCAGGGGCAGAUGUAUGAACGUUCUGGUCACCACCACUCAGCUGGUUCCUGCUCUGGCUAAAGUGCUGCUUUACGGCCUGGGAGAUGUUUUUCCUGUCGAUAACAUCUACAGCGCCACCAAAAUAGGGAAGGAGAGCUGCUUCGAGCGCAUCGUGUCCCGUUUCGGGAAGAAGGUGACCUACGUGGUGAUAGGAGACGGCCGCGAGGAGGAGUUCGCAGCCAAGCAGCACAACAUGCCGUUCUGGCGAGUGUCUGCUCACGGUGACCUGGUGUCUCUGCACCAAGCUCUGGAGCUGGACUUCUUAUAGAGCCGGACGAGCUGGACACCAGAGCGGGCCUUCCUCCUCCUCCUCCUCCUCACACACACACAGCACCUGUUUCUGAUGCCUUCUGAGCUGAACCGGGCUCAAACCUCAACCCUGGAGAAGAGAAGUGACGACUUGAAGCCGACGAGAAGCCUUCAGAACCCUUGAGAACCCUUUAGAACUUUUCAGAUCCCUUUAGAACCUUUAAGGCAGCUAAACACCCACAUACAGUCGACCGCAGGAGCACGGAUCGCUCAUGGGUUCUCAUGGUGUGGGACGUGACCUGGAGAUUUUUUUGUCUUGCACUCAUUCCGGACCUCGUAGCGGAACCGACUCUUCCAGGACUUGGACUUGAGUCGAGGUUUUUUUUCCGUUCUUGUUUUUUGGUACCAGUUUACUCGGCGUCUCUCGUCUCCCGUCGCCCCUCGGUAUCGGUCCCGCCCGAGCGUACUUGAUCAAUGUAAAUAUUUCUUUCAGCCGGUCACGUGCGGCUCCGAGUGUCCUUCCGGGGGGAGCCACGCUCCUGGAGCCACGCCGAAGGACGCCGCCGAGGGUGAGGCGCAGAUGGAGACGGGCGCGGCUCACUUGGGUCUCGGACGUACGCCACCCGAGCAAAAAUGUGUGGACACGCUUUGCUUUGUAAUCACCACACCUUGCUGUUACAAGCUAAAUCAUGUGAUCUAUACAGACGGGCAUUGCCAGCCUACUGAACGUCUGGACGAAAGUAUUGGGACACCCGAUCGUGGGUUUAUUGAAUCGCUUUCUCUUUCAUUGUAGCUUUAAUAUCGGGCGUCUCCAGGAAAGCCUCGUUAGACUUAGACUGUGAUGUGCGUCUGUGGGAAUUUGUGCCCUGUGGGGGGGGCGAGAGCUGACCGUGAAAAAGGGACUUCCCUAAACUGUCGGCGCAAUCCUUUAAAUUAAAUUGAAAUCAUAUGCUUUUAGGAUUGCUCCAACAGCUUAAGGAAGGUCCCCCUUUCUCUAUCAGCUCUUUCCAGUCGCCCCCACAAAGUCCUCUGACACCUUUGGGAUGAGCCAGGUCACAAAUGGGCACAAAUUCCCACAGACACGCUCCAAAUCUCGUAUAUGCUUCUCAUUUAAUAAUCAUUUUUUUACGUGUGUUAACAACAGACAGGAACAGUGAAGCAAAAUCAAUCAUUAGGAGGGGUGUCCACAUACAUUUGGCCACGAUCCCGUCUGUGCGAUACGUUUGAUGUCGCCUUUGAAGUCGUGAGGUUGAAUGAAAGUGAAUGUGGACGCUCCGUCUGUCUAAAUCUCUUUGAUGUAUUUAUAUUGUGCCUUUUAUCUUCAGCUUUACAUCGUGUGUCACGUUUAAGAGAUUCGCCGUGUUACAGAAGUGUGUGUGUGUGUGUGUGUGUGUGCGUGAGGGUUCGAGUGCGCCGUGUUUUUUUUCAGUACCUGCGUUUGGAAACGUCCGUGUCUCGUCUGUGAUUCAGUACGCUGAACCCGUGCUCAGUCUAGACGUCCCUCGUUUCGUUUUGGUCAAACUGGAGGCGUCUUUCGGUACGGAUUUGCGCCAGACGGGUCAGACUGGGAGGUUCUGGGUGCACGUUGUUUCAGACCAAAGUGCUGGAUUAUUUUUUAUUGUUAUUAUUAGUUAGUUUCUGAAGGAGCGUAGCAGCAAAGCUUAGCUGUGUACGGUGCAGGUUUCAGGUGGCUACGGUUUGCGUGGUCAGGGUGUGGCUCUCCGUGCACAAGGCUGAUCCGCGUAUGAACUCGCCUAGUGCAGGUGAAAAGAUGCGGUCGGCUACUGCACACGUGUCGGAGGGGGCGUGUCAGUUGCGAAGCUCCUCAGUCAGCAGUGGGGGGUCGUAUCGUAAGUAAAGGGGAAGCGUAACGCAAUCGGGGGAAUUGGAUACGACUAAAUUGGGAGGAGAACCUUUUGUUCACAGCAAAAAUACGUCUAAUUAAAACAAAACAAAAAAUUUAAUUGAGGGUCCUGGGUGAAGAUUUUGAGUCUAAAAUGUGUUGAUGUGGCGCUCGGGUGGAGAUCAGAGAGCCACACGGACACAAUCGGCUGUGUUUGAGGGAGGGGAGGUCGGACGUGGGCUCGACACACUGGCUCUGUGAUUUAAGAUCUCCGGUGUGAGUAUAUUGGGGGGGGCGGGCACAUGGAGCUUAGCGUGGCUCUCUUGUAUGUGAUACGGCUCUGUGUAUGAACCCAAAACUGGCAGGUGAUGAGAAGUGGUUCAUGGGGGGGCACGUGGUGAUUCUGCAAGCAGUAGCAGAUUCACAAUUAGGAAUCGGGAGUUGGAAAUGACUAAAUUAGGAGACAAAGGGAGGAAAGAUCUUUUUUUUUUUUUGCUAUAAAUACGAACAUCCAGGGACAUGGGUCCGAUCCUCACUUUAAGUCUCGGGCCUUCUAGAUCAGGUCAGCAGGAGCGCUGAUGAGGUUCAGAUUUGCGUCUGGCGCAUUUCCACACAUCUAAGGCGCCUGAAUCGACCAAACUGAACCCGAGGGGCUGAAACGACGGCCGGUGUGUGUUCGUUUGUGCCGAGGAGCCUUCAACCAACCAACAGAGCAACAAAUCCUUCGACUUUUCUGUGUGUCGUGUGAAACGAUUCUGUAGAAUCACGGGAUUCGACCACGUCAGCCUGGAACGGGUUUAGAUCUCACACUCCGCUGCUUCGUGUUUUGUUCUGUUUCGUUCUUUGUUUUGUUUUGUUUUUUGUUCUCUGUAUGGGACCGGAUCGCUGUCGGGCCCGGACGAGUUUUCCUGUGGUGUACUUACUAUAUAAGACCUUUGUGGCAGCGUAAAUAAUAAAAAAAAAAUGAAAACUU